Paramecium sonneborni is the source of this 356-nucleotide messenger RNA. NCBI's taxonomy places the organism in Eukaryota, Ciliophora, Oligohymenophorea, Peniculida, Parameciidae. The record is from the annotation of a GenBank genome assembly.
AUGAGUUAAUUUAGUAUCAUUAGAUAAGGUUACAGUGUGAGUCAAAUACAUAAAGAUGCUAUAUAUGAUGUGUUCUAAAGAAGUUAGAAAUAAAAGGUCUUUGUCAAUUAAGCAGAAUUCAUUCGAAAUCAAUUGAAUCAACUUUUUGGACCUUAAUGGGUUGUAUUUUUAUGGGAAAUAGGACUUAAUUAUGAUUAUUCCUUUUUUAAUAAAGAGGAAUAUGUUUUUGAAUUUGAAUGUGAUAAUAAACGAUGUCUCAUUUUAAAAUGGAAUUUUGUUCAUUCAGAAUACAAACCUUUAGAGUAAUUUAUUUUAUAAUCAAUUUUAGAGUAAAGUAUUUGAGCAAUAUUAUGUGA